Coniosporium apollinis CBS 100218 is the source of this 1320-nucleotide messenger RNA. RefSeq lists its product as uncharacterized. NCBI's taxonomy places the organism in Eukaryota, Fungi, Ascomycota, Dothideomycetes. Gene Ontology annotation, molecular function: sarcosine oxidase activity; flavin adenine dinucleotide binding; saccharopine oxidase activity. The record is from RefSeq and is a predicted model, not a curated record. The transcript has 3 exons. The coding region runs from base 1 to 1320 and encodes 439 amino acids.
AUGACCUCAGGCAAACCGUCAUACAUCAUCAUCGGAGCCGGCGUUUUUGGAGUGUCCACGGCCUAUCAUCUAAUCAAGAAGUACCCUGACGCAUCGGUGACUCUAGUUGACCGGGAUGCAUUUGACGCAGAUAGUCGCGUGGCUGCCUCGUGGGACUGGAAUAAGGUGGUGCGCGCCGACUACGAUGACAUAGUGUACUGCCAACUGGGAUUAGAAGCGCAAGACAUCUUCAAGUUCGAUCCGCUUUGGAAGCCGUACUUCCAUGAGACUGGGAUCUACUGGAUGUGUCGCAGCGAAUACGCGCAGGAUGUCAUCGACAACUACAAGAAACUCGGCCGGAAUGCUGAUCUUUCUGCCGUGCCCAUUGACGAAGCCCGUAAGAUGUACGGCGGCCUUUUCGACGACGCUGACUAUACUGGUGUCAAAGAGGUGCUCGUCAACAAGACCAGUGGCUGGGCCGCUGCUGGAGAUUGUUUACAGGCCAUCACUCGCAAAGCCGUGGAACUAGGUGUCAAAUAUGUGACAGCUGAAAUUGCAACAUUGCAAUUCGAUGAUCGCGGGCGUUGUUAUGGAGUCAAGACAGCAACUGGAGAGACCUUGUCAGCUUCGCAUGUUAUCCUUUGCACUGGAGCAUUCACACCGAAACUGUUGGAGUUGAGUGCUGAGAGUAGUGGUCUGACUGAUCUUCGGGCUGGACCGAGGAUCCUAGCGGGUGGCAUUACGGAAGGUCUGACGCAACUUGAUGACAAGACAUAUGAGAGAUUUGCUGCUAUGCCUGUGGGUGUUCAAGGGUAUACUGCAAAAACAGGUCCCUUCAUUGGUAGUCUUCCGCCGACUGACGGCAGAGAGCUCAAGUGGUGGGGACAGACGAUAUUCAAAAAUACUCAAGAAGUGUUGCCUGGCCGCCACAUUUCAAUGCCGCCUCCGGAACCGGACUACGCUCAGUGGAAGGUUCCUGGGAGACUUAAAGAAGACAUCCGCUAUGCGAACAAUGUAUUUUACGGGAGCAAAGGGGCAAACUGGAAGCUGGAGAAGCAUCGUAUCUGCUGGGACGCCUUCACGACCAGCUCGGACUUCAUUAUCUCGCCACACUCAGCCUCGGAGGGGCUAUACGUCGCAACCUGCGGUUCGUUCCACGGCUGGAAGUUCUUCCCAGUGCUCGGCAAGUAUGUACUACAAAUGCUGGAGGGCUCGCUGUCUCCCAAAUUGGCAGAAAAAUGGGCUUGGGAUCGGGAGCGGCCAGAUCCAUCGCUUAACGCGGAUUGGCCGAGGAUGGAGAUGAAAGACCUGUUAGACCCAGUCAGAACUUCGAAGCUCUAA